Pisolithus orientalis is the source of this 831-nucleotide messenger RNA. RefSeq names its product 32 kDa-cell wall symbiosis regulated acidic polypeptide. Bases 1 to 831 code for a protein of 276 amino acids. The transcript has 6 exons. The record is from RefSeq and is a predicted model, not a curated record. NCBI's taxonomy places the organism in Eukaryota, Fungi, Basidiomycota, Agaricomycetes, Boletales, Pisolithaceae.
AUGUGCGACGAUAUUGCUUCACUUGUGGCAUACGUCGAAUCGGCGACUCUGGCGCCCAUUGAACCAGGUCUUCAUACGAGGGCCGCGUUCCUCGCAGCGGCCGGCUUACAGACGGGCCCCGCGGCCCUCUCAGAGGAGAAAGACCGUGGAAAGUAUUUGGGUGAACCCGGUAAGGACGGCGCUGCCACCAUCGGUGGCACCCUUGUCUCGGUCCUCGCCAACCUCAGCGGACAAAACCGCACGGACGUUGCUAAUUCCCUCGAAUUUGCUUCUCGUGUUGCCGCCAAGGAAGCAGGGCCUGAUGACCAUACCUCAAAGUACUGGGAAGAGUUCAAAAAGUCCAUUCUUCAAAUCGGGUGGCUCAAGCAGAAGGAUGAGCAAGUGCUGUGGUCCAAAGAUUUCGUCGACGGUCAAACUUCUGGUGCCGAGAACUUCAGCGACUAUGUGAUCGCAAAUGUCAGAAGUGACCCGCUCUAUUCUGAGGCAGAAAAAUCGGUCAUUAUCCAAGCUAUGGAGUCGCUUCGAAGCCAGGCGGAAAAGCGUGCUUUCUUCAGGAAGUUCACGGCUGGUGGUAGCAAGGGGUCCUAUGGUGUUAACGCGGCAACGGUUAACAACGGAGCGCUGGCAUUGCGUUUUUCUUGCUUUACAUUCAACUGCAACGCCGCGGUGGAUGAUUAUCUGAUCUUCAGCAUCAAAAAUAUCAAAGCUGAUGUGCAAAAGGACAACUUGGACGUUGCUGGGAACCAGAGAACCAUCGACAACCUCAGAUCGAAGAUCGAGGCGAAAUUAGACCAGGCGGCCGGUGAUUACAUCGAUGGCAUUGAUAUUUGA